AUGAGCAACUUACAAGUUCCAAAUAAUAGUGGAGAGCGACAGGGCUCUUUAAUUGACACAAUUAAAACCUUUAACUUGGAUAACAUACACCAUGAUAUACGUCGUAAUUUUGCACAAGUAGAUCCGAGGUUACCUAAAGAAAUAAAAAAUAUCGCAAUUUUGUUGGCGGAAGAAAAAAAUCUUUUGACAAGCUUGCAAAAUGUUUCAGCGGAAAGAAAAGAAGCAAGCAGACUUCUUCAUGUGUGGGGAAAAGAAGGUGGAGAAGACAUUUCUGAUAUUACUGAAAAGUUAGGUGACCUGUUUGCAAAAGUUUCAGAUGUUGAAGCCGUGAUGAUUGAAAAAAAUGGACGUUACCGUAAGAUUCUUAAAAAAAUCCGUGAAGCAGAGGAAAAAUUAAUUCCUUUUAGAGAAAGAAGACGUAAAAUCCAGGAAGAGAUUCAAAAAAUUCAAAAAUCUCAUCCAAAAUCACCACGUAUUCCAGAACUCGAAUCCGAUCUCGUAUUUGUAAAUAAAGAUGCUUUGAAUGAUGAAACAGAAGCGGGAAAUGCGAUUAGGAAACAUUUAAAAGAAGCAUUGACAUUACUUAUUGAUUCUAUGUUUGAAUGCUCGGAAAAAGUUGCAAUUAUUUCUGGUUUUGGAAUGAAUAUUGUUAAUCUAAUUGAUAUUACACCAUGCAAAAUUGGUGAUAAGAGGCCAGAAUAUAAAGGAAGGGAGAUUUCCCAUCAAGCCGUCAAAGAUUGUCAGGUCGCAUUGCUUCGUUGGCAACCAACAUCUCAAGACAUUCAAACUCUCUUACCUGCCUUGACCAAUACUGCUCCUGCGGCAUUGGCUGCUCAGAAAGAAGAAUAUGAACAUAAGAUUAAUCAACUUACUAAUUCAAUGAAUACUUUGAAAGAAGAGCAUGAUAAGCAACUUAGUGAAUUUUCUAGUAAAUUGGAAAAUCAAAAGCGUGAAUACGAAACACAAAAUAACGAGUUUGUCGCUGCUUUAGCCGCUCAAAAAGAAGGAUAUGAGGCACAACUUAACGAUUUGUCUGCUGCCUUAGCUGCAGAAAGACAAACGUUUGAGCAGAAAAUUAAUGAGUCUAAUACCUCUCUAGAAACUCUAAAAGAGCAACAUGAAGCAAAGACAAAAGACCUAUCUCAAUCUUCAGAGGCAAAAAUAAACGAACUGACUGCUGCGUUGGAUGCUCAAAGGAGACAAUAUGAUGAACAAAUUAAGCAAUAUAAUGGCUUGUUGUCUACAAAACAAGAAUAUGAAAUUGCAUUGAAAGAACGUGAUUCACUUAUUUCUAAACUCCAAAGUGAUAUUAGCAGUGUUGCAACUGAAAAAGGAAAAUUAAGUCAAGUUGUAAAAGAAUUGGAGGAAACUAUUAAAUCUAAAUCGACAACGGUUGAACAAAAGGAAGAUAAAGUUGGUCAAUUAGAGAGUGAAAUUUCUAGUAUAAAGAAUCAACUUGCUAAUUUAUCAAUUAGCGCACCUGUUACAACACCACUCUCAGAUCCAGGCAAUCGCCCUAAUAGUAAUUCAUCAACUUCGGUUGAUGAGACAUCUUCAGAUCCUCUGAUCGGACCACAUGUUCCACCAUUCCAAGUCGGUGGACAGCAACCACCGCCAUCGGGAGGAUAUUACCAACAAACACCAUAUGGAAAUUAUACACCACAACCUCAAUUUUAUCAAGGUCAACAGCAGUAUUAUAAUCAAGGUCAAACACCGUACGGUUACCAACAACCUAUUUAUGGACAGCAAGGGCCACCUUCAGGUUAUCAAGGCUAUCAAACUUCAGGUUAUCAACAACAAGGAUCGUUUGUUGGUGGAUUCAUGAUUCCUGAUGAUGCCCCUCCAGCGUAUGAUGGUCCUAAAGAUGGAUAUAAGGAUGAUAAAAAAGAAAAGAGCUAA
This is a messenger RNA of Dentiscutata erythropus, 1899 nucleotides long. Lineage: Eukaryota; Fungi; Glomeromycota; Glomeromycetes; Diversisporales; Gigasporaceae. The record is from the annotation of a GenBank genome assembly.